This is a messenger RNA of Pogoniulus pusillus (Red-fronted tinkerbird), 2891 nucleotides long. RefSeq names its product pleckstrin homology and FYVE domain containing 2 (gene PLEKHF2). The transcript is spliced from 2 exons. Bases 521 to 1270 code for a protein of 249 amino acids. Lineage: Eukaryota; Metazoa; Chordata; Aves; Piciformes; Lybiidae. Gene Ontology annotation, cellular component: early endosome. Gene Ontology annotation, biological process: endosome organization; endosome to lysosome transport. Gene Ontology annotation, molecular function: phosphatidylinositol binding; metal ion binding. The record is from RefSeq and is a predicted model, not a curated record.
UCGGGGAGGAAGAGAAAACUUUCCUUGUGGAGCCGUUCGCUGCCGAGGCUCCGGCCGUUUUUCCGCGGCCAUGUUGGGAUCCGGGGCUGCCUGGCGGGGAAAGAGUUCCCCCGGUGGAAGGCGGCAGCGGGCUCCUCUGGCCAGUUGCCGUGCGGAUUGUCCCGCCACGGGGCUUGAGCGCUCCCGGCCGCCCGGGGGGUUACUGCCGCUUCCCGCCGGGAGGGAGGCAGCGGAGCGGGAAAGACCUAGGCAGGAAAAGGGCGGCGGGCGCUGGCUUAUCCCAGGGCGCCAAGGGGAGUUGCGGGGCCUCGGAAACGAGUUCGCCGUCAGGAGGCGAGGGGGAGGACGGCGACAUCGGCCCCGCGGUGUUACAUAAGUGCCUGAAACUCUCCGGCUUGUGACCGCCGCCGAGGCCCGGGCGGCGGCCGCUCGCCGAGAGGCGGCGAGACGGGACGGGACGGGACGGGAGCGGGCGGGGGACGCUUCCUUCCCCGGCGGGCCCAGCGGCUCCCUGUGAAAGAUGGUGGAUCGCUUGGCGAACAGCGAGGCCAACACCCGCAGGAUCAGCAUCGUGGAGAACUGCUUCGGAGCAGCCGGCCAGCCCCUCACCAUUCCCGGCCGCGUUCUGAUCGGAGAGGGAGUGCUAACGAAGCUGUGCAGGAAGAAGCCCAAAGCCAGGCAGUUCUUCCUCUUCAACGACAUUCUCGUCUACGGCAACAUUGUCAUCCAGAAGAAGAAGUACAACAAGCAGCACAUAAUCCCUCUGGAGAACGUCACCAUCGAUUCCAUCCAGGAUGAGGGAGACCUGCGGAACGGGUGGCUGAUCAAGACGCCCACCAAGUCGUUUGCGGUUUACGCCGCCACCGCCACGGAGAAGUCCGAGUGGAUGAACCACAUCAACAAGUGCGUCUCCGAUCUGCUGUCCAAGAGCGGGAAGGCUCCCAGCAACGAGCACGCGGCUGUCUGGGUGCCAGACUCGGAAGCCGCCGUCUGCAUGCGCUGUCAGAAGGUGAAGUUCACGCCGGUCAACCGGCGGCACCACUGCCGCAAGUGCGGCUUCGUGGUGUGCGGGCCUUGCUCCGAGAAGAGGUUCCUCCUCCCCAGCCAGUCCUCCAAGCCCGUGCGCAUCUGCGACUUCUGCUACCAGCUGCUUUCCACCGGGGAGAUGGCUGCCUGUCAGUCUGCCACCUCAGACUCCUACAGCCACUCGCCCAAAUCGUCCCUAAACGACGUGUCUGACGAGGACGAUGACGAAGACAGUAGCGAUUAAGGGCCAAGCGUUUGGUUUUACGCCGCGCGUCGCCGUCUGCGUUUCAAAGCGUACCGAGCUGCUUUCGGGGAGGUCUGUAGCGAGGAUCCUCACGGGAAAAAUCCUCUUCUAGCCAUAAAAAAAUCUGCCUGAAUGUCUUCAGCUGCCAUGUGCCUCCAUCUCUGAAUGCUCUAGGCAGUAGUUUGGUUGUCUGUCCGUUGGUCUAUCACACUCUUGCAGGGAUAGACUCUUGCAAAUGUUACCAGAAUGUUUUCCAACCUCUUGUACUUGAGUUGCGUCUCGGUGAGACUCUUGUGGGAGCCUGGAGAAUUCAAAUGUACCUGUCUUUAACCUAGCAACCCAUACUUCCUAACGCUUCCCCUCAGGGUGUUGCUACCUGGGGUUGGCAGAGGAGGGGAGGAAGGCUGUGGGAAGGGGUUUGGGUUGCAGUCCUUUAGACCACCUUGUUUUUCCUUUGCCGUGGGGUGUAGUAAGUUGAAAUGUGGCAUAAGCUACGGGCAUCAGUGUCACAAAAAGCUGGGAGUUGUCUUGUUUUGCUCUUAUUUAUGACUUCCUAACACCAAGCAGUGCCUUGUACCGAUUGUGCUGAUUCAGGAAGAAGCAAACCUAUUUACGGCGCCUGCACUCGCCCCAUGCUGGUAUCUGAGAGCUUGUUGGUGCUAUAGAAAAUAACUGCUGUGUUCAAAGUGGAGCUUUGACGAGGUCAGAACUCUACCUCCUGGUGGAGACCUGGACCACACAUCCUCACCUGUCCAGGCAGACCCAAAGGCUCUGCAGAUUCAGCGGAGUCCUCCUUGGAGGAGCUGCAUUACAGGUCAGGAUCUUGAGAUGAGACACUUGGGGGUUGACUCUUCACAGGGAUUUGUAACUUUUCUUUUCAGGGCAGUUCCUGAGUUUUGCAUCUGUCAAAUGCACACUGAAAUUUCCAUUGGGAGCUACAGCAUUUGUAUUUUUGCAAGUGAAUUCCCCCAGAUGACCCUGAGUUACUGCUUAAAACAUCGCUGAGGGAAUCGUUUGCGGCUUUGCUGUUUUGUCAUCUUCUUUUUACUCUCCCCCCACCCCCUCCCCCCAGGAGAUUAAUUGGCUUGUUUAAAAAUAACCUCCUACUUUUGUUGAUGUUCAAAGCCUUCAAGCAUCCUCCUCAGAUUGGCUUUCCUUUUUACACAGCUGACCUCAGGAUAAAUGUGAGAUGCGAGUUUGUUUCCUUUUAAGCGUAUACCCAGGACCAAGAAAGAUUGUAUUUAAGGGCUCUAAUGAAAUCCUCAGUGCAGACAAUGUCUGUCCCAUAGUAUUCAUUUCUAUUUUUAUGAAGUCCUUGAGUACAGAAGUGGCACCUUCCCACGUAAAUGUCAAAAGUUAGGCUUGCAAAGCCCUGCUAAGUCCCCAAAUAUUUCUAUAUUUCUAUAUUUUUAUAAUGGUAGCAUCGAUUUUGGAGCAGGAAAAAAACCCUCUUAGAAAUAGUUUGUGUUGAUAGAAGUUAGCAACUGACUUUAUACAGCAAAGAAAAAUAUAAAGGUGACACUUUUCUAUCUCUUAAGUGACAAUUUCUGCACUGUUUGCCUCACGGUGGGCAACAAUUGAGUUAAAUAUUUAUUGAAUAAAGAAUGGAUGCUGCAUUUUG